Molecule: messenger RNA, 1672 nt
Organism: Gossypium raimondii (Peruvian cotton)
Lineage: Eukaryota; Viridiplantae; Streptophyta; Magnoliopsida; Malvales; Malvaceae
Product: telomere repeat-binding factor 1
Exons: 7
Coding region: 283-1185 (300 amino acids)
Biological process (GO): nucleosome assembly
Cellular component (GO): nucleosome
Molecular function (GO): double-stranded telomeric DNA binding
Source: RefSeq, a predicted model, not a curated record
UUUCAGAAACAAAAAGGGGGAAAAAAAUAGAAACCCUAACAAAUUUUUCCGCCAGAAAAUCACAGCGUCCCAUUGAAUCGCCGUGAAAUCUCCUGUAGCAUAGCAUCGCCAUAGUAGAAAAAAACAAUUGAAUUUAAUUUCUUCUUUAAUUCUCUUUUUCUUUUCGGUCUUUUUAAGAAAAAUAGCAGUUCUUCGACUUCCGAUCUCCGAUUCAAUCACCCACAAAAUUAUAUCAUAAGCUUCUUGAAUUUGAAGGAUUUUUUCCCCUUUGUGUUCCUUUAAAUGGGUGCUCCUAAGCAGAAAUGGACACCUGAAGAAGAGGCAGCGCUAAAAGCUGGAGUCAUCAAACAUGGUGCUGGAAAAUGGCGAACGAUACUGAAAGACCCUGAAUUUAGUGGUGUCUUGUAUCUGCGUUCCAAUGUAGAUCUUAAGGAUAAAUGGAGAAAUAUGAGUGUGAUGGCCAAUGGAUGGGGUUCUCGAGACAAAGCUAGGCUAGCUGUGAAAAGGACAUCUAGCUUUCCUAAACAGGAGGAGAGUGCUGUGGACCUUGCUGUAGCUCCAAGUGAUGAGGAAAUCGUGGAUGUUAAGUCCGUCCCAGUUUCCAGUGCUACAUUACAGAUUCCAUCUUCUACAAAGAGAUCCAUCGUCAGGUUAGAUAACCUCAUUAUGGAAGCAAUUACAACCUUGAAGGAGCCUGGUGGUUCAAACAAGACAAAUAUUGCUGCAUAUAUAGAGGAGCAAUACUGGGCACCUCCUGACUUUAAGAGGCUCUUGUCAGCGAAGUUAAAGUAUUUAACAGCUUGUGGUAGACUGAUAAAGGUGAAACGCAGGUAUAGGAUUGCACCUGCUCUGUCAUUUUCAGACCGGAGGAGGAAUCAUCCCAUGCUAUUUUCAGAGGGAAGACAAAGGGUUUCUCCUCGAUUUGAUAGGGAUGAUUUGAAAAUCAUCACAAAAUCUCAGAUUGAUUUAGAGUUAGCUAGGAUGAGGAAGAUGACACCACAAGAGGCUGCUGCAGCCGCUGCUCGAGCAGUUGCAGAAGCAGAAGCUGCAAUAGCAGAAGCUGAAGAAGCAGCAAGAGAGGCAGAGGUUGCUGAAGCUGAUGCAGAGGCAGCGCAAGCUUUUGCAGAAGCAGCAAUGAAAACUCUAAAAGGAAGAAACAAUCAGAAAGUGAUGGUUCGAGCUUGAUUUGGCAAAACGAGCAAAGAGGUGUUGACGAUUUUUUCAGCAGGCACCCAGUCAUCAUCGCUUUUGCAGCAGGCACCUGGUAAUUGUCCCUAUUUGUAGCAGGCACCCAGUGAUCAUCCUUAUUAUUUGUAGCCGUCCAGGGGAGAACAAAAAAAAGGGUUAGGGCCUUUUUGGUUGCAUAUGUAUAGGAUUCUUCCUUUUGCCAGGAAAAGUAGAUUCCAUUAACAACCUUGCUGAUGUGGUUUCAAAUGCAGGGGUUCUUGCUUUGUUUUUUGUUUUUUUGAGAAUCUUAUGGGAUUGCAGUUGAUAUUUAUUCAUUUUGAAUAGCUCUGCACUCAAGAUGCUGGAAAACAUAGAAACUAGGAAUGUAAAUAGGGGGGAUAGGAACUGUUUGUUUUGCAUCUGAGAUUUAUCUGUUGUGUAGUUUUCUUCGUGUUCUUAAGCAUUUUCAUGCCAUUCUCAAUAGAAAUGAAUUCAUUUUGCUGUA